This is a messenger RNA of Ictidomys tridecemlineatus (thirteen-lined ground squirrel), 4548 nucleotides long. Lineage: Eukaryota; Metazoa; Chordata; Mammalia; Rodentia; Sciuridae. The record is from RefSeq and is a predicted model, not a curated record.
AGCGGGCGGCGGCGGCCCCGGGAAGAAAAGAACAUGGCUCCUGCGGUGGGCAGCAUCGAGGGAGGCGCAGCGCAUCCGCGCGCCGGGCGCCAGUGACCAAGAUGGUGAACUCCAGCCGCGUUCAGCCGCAGCAGCCCGGGGACGUGAAGCGGCAGCCCCCGCCCCGAGCUCCCGGCCCAGGCCGCCUGAUGGCGGGCGGCGCGGGCUUCCCAGCCCCGGGCGGCCUCCGGGAGCAGCGGGGCCUGGAGAUCGAGAUGGAGCGCAUCCGGCAGGCUGCCGCGCGGGACCCUCCAGCGGGAGCCUCGGCCUCCCCCUCUCCUCCGCUCUCGUCCUGCUCCAGGCAGGCGUGGAGCCGCGACAACCCGGGCUUCGAGGCUGAGGAAGACGACGACGAAGAGGAGGUGGAAGGGGAAGAAGGGGGAAUGGUGGUGGAGAUGGACGUGGAGUGGCGCCCGGGCAGCCGGAGGUCAGCAGUCUCCUCCACUGUGAGCUCUGUGGGCGCCCGCGGCCGGGGGCUGAGUAGCUACCACGGAUCUGGCCACCCGAACGGGAGGCGGCGCCGACGAGAGGACCAGGGUCCGCCAUGCCCUAGCCCGGUCGGCGGCGGGGACCCACUGCAUCGCCACCUCCCCCUGGACGGGCAGCCGCCCCGCGUGGCCUGGGCUGAGAGGCUGUUUCGAGGGCUGCGAGGUCUCUGGGGAACAAGACUCAUGGAAGAAAGCAACACUAACCGAGAGAAAUACCUUAAAAGUGUUUUACGGGAACUGGUCACAUACCUCCUUUUUCUCAUAGUCUUGUGCAUCUUGACCUAUGGCAUGAUGAGCUCCAAUGUAUACUACUAUACCCGGAUAAUGUCGCAGCUCUUCCUAGACACCCCAUUGUCUAAAACAGAGAAAACGAACUUUAAAACUCUUUCUUCAAUGGAGGACUUCUGGAAGUUUGCAGAAGGCCCCUUACUGGAUGGGCUGUACUGGAAGGUGCAGCCCAGCAACCAAACAGAAGCUGACAACCGAAGUUUCAUUUUCUACGAGAAUCUGCUGUUAGGGGUUCCACGCAUACGACAAGUCAAAGUCAGAAAUGGAUCCUGUUCCAUCCCCCAGGAUUUGAGAGAGGAAAUUAAAGAGUGCUAUGAUGUUUACUCUGUCAGUAGCGAAGACAGGGCUCCAUUUGGGCCACGAAAUGGAACUGCUUGGAUCUACACAAGUGAAAAAGACUUGAAUGGGAGUAGCCACUGGGGAAUAAUCGCAUCUUACAGUGGAGCUGGCUAUUACCUGGAUUUGUCAAGAACCAGAGAGGAAACAGCUGCCCAGAUUACUAGCCUCAGGAAAAAUGUCUGGUUGGACCGAGGAACCAGGGCCACUUUUAUUGACUUCUCAGUGUACAAUGCCAACAUUAACCUGUUCUGCGUGGUCAGGUUAUUGGUUGAAUUCCCAGCAACAGGCGGUGUGGUUCCCUCUUGGCAAUUUCAACCUGUAAAGCUGAUUCGCUACGUCACCACUUUUGAUUUCUUCCUGGCAGCCUGUGAGAUUAUCUUUUGUUUCUUUAUCCUUUAUUAUGUCGUGGAAGAGAUAUUGGAAAUUCGCAUUCACAAACUACAAUAUUUCAGGAGUUUCUGGAAUUGUCUGGAUGUUGUGAUCAUUGUGCUCUCGGUGAUGGCUAUAGGAAUUAGCUUAUAUCGAACAUCAAAUGUGGAGGGUCUACUUCACUUUCUGGAAGACCAGAAUACUUUCCCCAACUUUGAGCAUCUGGCAUAUUGGCAAAUACAAUUCAACAAUAUAGCUGCUGUCACAGUAUUUUUUGUGUGGAUUAAGCUCUUCAAAUUCAUCAAUUUUAACAGGACGAUGAGCCAACUGUCUACAACUAUGUCUCGGUGUGCCAAAGACCUCUUUGGCUUUGCCAUUAUGUUCUUCAUUAUAUUCUUAGCAUAUGCUCAGUUGGCAUACCUUGUCUUUGGUGCUCAGGUUGAUGACUUCAGUUCUUUCCAAGAAUGUAUGGGAUACCAUAAAGCUUUGGUCAAACUAAAACUGAAAAAAAAUACUGUGGAUGACAUUUCAGAGAGUCUGCGGCAAGGAGGAGGCAAGUUAAACUUUGACGAACUUCGACAAGAUCUCAAAGGGAAGGGCCAUACUGAUGCAGAGAUUGAAGCAAUAUUCACCAAGUAUGACCAAGAUGGAGACCAGGAGCUCACUGAACAUGAACAUCAGCAGAUGAGAGAUGACUUGGAAAAAGAGAGGGAGGACCUGGACUUGGACCAUAGCUCUUUGCCGCGUCCCAUGAGCAGCCGCAGUUUCCCAAGAAGCCUGGAUGACUCUGAGGAGGAUGACGACGAAGACAGUGGACACAGCUCCAGAAGGAGGGGAAGCAUCUCCAGUGGGGUUUCUUAUGAAGAGUUUCAAGUCCUGGUGAGGCGCGUGGACCGCAUGGAGCACUCCAUCGGCAGCAUUGUGUCCAAGAUCGAUGCUGUGAUCGUCAAGUUAGAGACCAUGGAGCGGACCAAAGUGAAGAGACGGGAGGUGCUAGGGAGGCUGCUGGAUGGGGUGGCCGAGGAUGAAAGACUGGGUCGUGACAGUGAAAUCCACAGGGAACAGAUGGAGCAGUUAGUGCGGGAAGAGCUGGAGCGCUGGGAAUCCGAUGACGCAGCUUCCCAGAUAAGUCACCGGCUAGGCACACCUGUGGGACUCAAUGGUCAGCCUCGCCCCAGAGGAUCCCGUCCUUCCUCCUCCCAGUCCACAGAGGGCGCAGAAGGUGGAGGUGGAAAUGGGAGUGCCAAUAUGCACAUGUGAGGAGUGUUGUUGUGUAUGUUCCUGAUAGGCGAGAAGGCACUGUCCCAAUCGCCAUAACAAGUAUACUAUUUAUAUGCCCUGAUUACCAUAUGAUGCUGGCCUAUGUGACUGAUUGUUAAUCUUCUGCACUUUAACUUAUUUUAUAUAAAUGUUACCCGUGGAUCCAAGUGUUUUUGUUUGUUUGUUUGGUUUGGUUUGGUUUUUUGGGGUUUUGAGGUAUUUUUUUCCCCCUCAUAUGAGAAAUCUAGAUGUAAAUAGUGAGUUCAGGGAAAAUCUUUGAAAAGUAUGUGGAGUGUAUGGUCAGUUGCCACCAUGCCUGCAUCUUCCCAGUUGACAGUGAAGUAGCCUUUAUAGCUAGAAGAGAACAGUCAAAGGUCUUGUGAGUUUACUUCCAUUCACAAAAAUCAGUAUUGCCACUUUUGUCCAGUGUAUGAAAGCAAGUAGGACAUUUCUCUCCACUUGGGGAGUAACUCAUGAGUUCAAUGCAUGUCUUUCUUUUUAAAAAGGAUUCUUUUUUUUUUUCCAACUACCUUACUGGAGUGAACUUUUCUAAAAGACUAGGUAGAAAAGAACUCCAGACCACAGAAUGGGUAUGUAGUCACUAUGCUAGAAUUUGUAUGAGUGGUUAAGAUAAAUGUUAAAUACUGUGCUUUUAUUGUUUGUUUAUAUCUAAAAUCUGUGAGACUAUCUUUCAUUUUUAUAUUAUAUUAGCUUUGAAUUUGAAAUAGUCAAGAAAACCACCAAAGACCAAUUUGAAGAGGAAAUGGUAAUUUCAAACUUUAGUUUUGAAAUUCAUUAAACCAACAACAAAACUAAAGUUUCAGUUUAAUACUCUCUCAAGAAUAUAGUUCUCAAAUAUUCCUGAUUCAGUAUUUAUAAUGUAAAUGAUGCUCAAUUUAAUAAAAAGGAGGCAUUGGUAUUCAAAGUUCAUCCUUUUUCAGAAAGUACCAGCCCCAUUUUGAGUGCAGCAGUUGUUUUCAAUAGGAAAGGGUCUUGCAAAAUUUAUGGGAGGAAAACCUAUUUCUAAAAAAAAAAAGCAAAUUAUUUUUGAAAAGUAUUGGGAAAUGUGGCCUUUUGAUAGCUAAUAGGACCAGCAAGGGCAAUGUAAUAUUGGUGAGCAUCUCUCAGUUGGAUAUCAGAAGGGAGUCCUGCUUUUUAAUGUUGCAUCUUAAGUAGUUCAUUCCAUUGGUGGAGUAUGUCAGUCAAAUCUCUAAUGAAAAGAGAAGACAGGCCUUUCUGCCUUAGUGUCUAUAGAAAUAAAACAUAUUGAGUGUCUUUAACAGUCAUUCCCCAUGGAUUCAUCUCUGUCUUUACUUUAACAUGCUACACCAAUUCUUUAUUCCUAGGUACUGAAGUUUGCAUUCCAGGGGUAUGGAGUGUACAUAUUUAUGUUUGUGUACCUUGUUGUUACAUGUAAACAAACUUCAAUUUGAAGUGCAACUAUUAUGUGGUAUCCAUGUAUAUUGACCCGGUGCCAUAGGUUGAUUAUGGUCACUAGAAACUCUUUUUAUGGUACUGAUCAUUGUACUGUUUUUCAUUUCACUUGUAAAACAUGGUGAAAUUCUUUUCUUAUUAUCCGUAAGUUCCAUAGAUUUUUAUUCUUUAGUCAUGGAGCAUUCAGUCCCAGCCCUUUCCUUAUCACCUUCCCACCUCUGUAUGACAGGAAUAAUUAUGAUGUUACAUAUGCCAGUCUCAACAAUCAAGAAUUUUAUAAUUGUGUAAUACUGAGCACUUUACUUCUUAAUAAAGACUUGAUAAAAUAUCA